AUGAUAAGAUCUGCCAAAGAAAAUAUACACAAAGAAGAGACUGUUACACAAAGUAAAAGCUAUGAAUUUUUGGAAAAAGGUGAUGCACAAAUAUCAUUAGAUACUAAUACAAGGAUAAAAUCUAAUGAAAAUAUACAUAGUGAAGAGGUUGCACAAAGCAAAGGCUGUGAAUCUUUGGGAAAAAGUGAAAUAACAUUAGAUAUUGAUACGAAGAUAAGGUCCAUUAAUGAAAAUACAUACAAAAAGAUUGCUGUACAAAGCAAAGGCUGUGAAUCUUUGGGAAGAAAUGACACUGAAAUAGUACACAAUAAAGAGACUGCUGCACAAAGAAAAUGCUCUGAAUCUUUGAGAAACAAUGACGCUCAAAUAAUAUUAGAUAUUAAUAGAAGAUUAAAAUCUGUUGAUGAAAAUAUACACGGCAACAAGAUUGCUGUACAAAGUGAAGGCUGUGAAUCUUUGAGAAGAAAUGACACUGAUAUAGCACACAACGAAAAAACUGCUGCACAAAGGAAAUGCUCUGAAUCUUUAAGAAAUGAUGACGCUCAAAUAAUAUUAGGUAUUAAUACAAGAUUAAAAUCUAUUGAUGAAAAUAUACACAACAACGAGAUUGCUGUAGAAAGUAAAGGCUGUGAAUCUUUGGGAAGAAGUGACACUGAUAUAGCACACAGCGAAGAGACUGCUGCACAAAGAAAAUGCUCUGAAUCUUUAAGAAAUGAUGACGCUCAUAUAAUAUUAGGUAUUAAUACAAGAUUAAAAUCUAUUGAUGAAAAUAUACACAACAACGAGAUUGCUGUAGAAAGUAAAGGCUGUGAAUCUUUGGGAAGAAGUGACACUGAUAUAGCACACAGCGAAGAGACUGCUGCACAAAGAAAAUGCUCUGAAUCUUUAAGAAAUGAUGACGCUCAUAUAAUAUUAGGUAUUAAUACAAGAUUAAAAUCUAUUGAUAAAAAUAUACACAGCAAAGAGAUUGUUGUACAAAGCGAAGACUGUGAAUCUUUACGAAACGACAAUGCUGAAAUAGCAUUAGAUGUUAACGAUGAUAAUAGCAGUGAAUCGAAAUAUUUGCCAUCUGAAGAUGAACUACGUUCAUUGGAAUAUAACGAACAGACACAGCAGAAAAAAAAAUUAGAAAUAUUAAAUACAACUGUGUCCUCAGCAUCAAGUGUAGAUGUUUCGUCUGAAUCAUCAAGUUUACGCGGCACGAUUUUACGGAAACACGUAGCAACUCAUUGUAUACAAUUGAAUCUGAAUGAUAUCGAUGUUUCCGAUUUAGCUACAUUCAUGGGACACGCAGAAAAAAUUCAUCGAGAGCAUUAUAGACAAUCUCUAGCUAGUAGAGAUAUUCUUAAAAUCUCGCAAUAUUUAGAGGCAGUCCAAGGUAAUGAACAAGAUUUAAACGAAUCUUCAUCAGAUAGCGAAUACGAAGAUGGAGAAGAUGAGAAUAAUAACGACAUAAUAAUGGACAAACAGAAUGUUUCUUUAACUACACAUGAUCUUGAAAAAGAAACAUAA
Messenger RNA from Camponotus floridanus (Florida carpenter ant), 1512 nucleotides. RefSeq lists its product as uncharacterized. Lineage: Eukaryota; Metazoa; Arthropoda; Insecta; Hymenoptera; Formicidae. The coding region runs from base 1 to 1512 and encodes 503 amino acids. The transcript is spliced from 10 exons. The record is from RefSeq and is a predicted model, not a curated record.